AUGUCAUUCGAGCAGGGGCAUUUCAUUUCCCGAUUGUUUUCUCUCUCUCUCUCUCUCAGUUUAACCGUGAGGACAUUUGUGUGUCCAUACUGCCGGGAUAAUGGACUGGAUGAACUCGAUCUACGCGAUCACUGCAAUGACCGUCAUGCCAAUGACAGCAGACGUGUGGUGUGUCCAGUGUGUGUGGCGACACCUCACGGUGAUCCGCAGUACUACAGCCGCGACUUCGUAGCCCACCUCAACCUGCGCCACUGCUACUACAUGGACGAUAUAACUAACCUGCACCAGACCGAUGAGAUGAACCUUCAGUGUGCAAUUCUGGCAUCAUAUAUGAAAAACGUUUAGAG
This is a messenger RNA of Rhinichthys klamathensis goyatoka, 347 nucleotides long. Its product is annotated as E3 ubiquitin-protein ligase RNF166-like. The transcript has 4 exons. The coding region runs from base 1 to 345 and encodes 114 amino acids. The record is from RefSeq and is a predicted model, not a curated record. Lineage: Eukaryota; Metazoa; Chordata; Actinopteri; Cypriniformes; Leuciscidae.